Macrosteles quadrilineatus (aster leafhopper) is the source of this 1611-nucleotide messenger RNA. RefSeq names its product CDC42 small effector protein homolog (gene Spec2). Lineage: Eukaryota; Metazoa; Arthropoda; Insecta; Hemiptera; Cicadellidae. The transcript is spliced from 4 exons. The record is from RefSeq and is a predicted model, not a curated record. The coding region runs from base 90 to 359 and encodes 89 amino acids. Gene Ontology annotation, molecular function: small GTPase binding. Gene Ontology annotation, cellular component: plasma membrane. Gene Ontology annotation, biological process: regulation of Rho protein signal transduction.
AGGGGAUUGUACUUUCGCCAUCUUCGUGACGAUCAGCUAAACACGGGGUGUUUUACUGAGAUAUCUUUUCAUAGAUCUCGACUAGCACCAUGUCAGGAUAUCAGUCAAGCAGUGCGGUGGGAGAACUAUGGUUGCAGUGGUUUUCUUGUUGUAUCAACCAGCCUGCACAACAGAGAAAAAGACAGCAGAGGCGGAGGAUCGACAGGUCAAUGAUUGGAGAACCAACCAACUUCCAACACACGGGGCACAUCGGCUCUGGAGACGUUGAGGUUGGCAACAGCAGAUUGCGAGCCAUCCAGAGUCAGAUGCAGAGCAAGGGUGGCUACGAAACCUCCUUCACCACUCUCAAAGCAUACUAGUUGGUCCAGAGUUGUACAUAGCUGUGAAGAUGAAAUUUUGUGAAUUCAUUUUUAUUUAAGUAUAUUUUUAAGUUGUACAGAAUUGAUUUUUGUAUUGUAUUUAAUUUUUAUGUUACUUCCCCCACCGCCAUGGCUUUGCUGCAUUUUCCCUACUGUUACGGCCUUUUGAAUAAGUUUAUUUUGUGUUGUUGAGCAACAUAGAUUUCAUCCUAUUGAGAAUAAGCUUUUAUUUUGCUUACAUUUAUUUUGUUAAUGAUGUUAUUUUGAUUAAAUUUUUAUUCAGAAGGAUUAAUUGUUAAACAGGUAAAACAAUCAGUAACAAGUGAAAGUAUAGGACUAGUCAUUGAGUGAUGUUUAUUUUUAUUAAUCUGUAACACACAAUUUAACAUUGAAGAGUAUGGUUUUUAGAGUGUUACUAUUUGAUGUUGAUAGAAAACACUGUGACAGUGAAAUUAUUGAGCAUUUAUGUGAGGUAAACUAUACUUCUUAAAUUAUGAUAAGUUUUUAAGAAAACCCUGACAUUGUCAUCACAGUUUACGGGACGUAUUGUAUUUAUGUAUGUAUUAUUUUGCUCUCUGUGAUUAUUCUGUUAACACUAUUUAGGAAUUUGUAGCUUGUUCAUGUGUUAUUUGUGUAUAAGCAGUGAAUGUGUAUAGUAGAUUAGGUUAGGCUUAGGUAUAAGUUUACAGACUAAGCCUACGUUCACACAUAUUGACUUUGCUCCAUGGACGACACAACUCAGGAAGAUAAAUUAAUUUUUGAUCACCCAACAAUUCUUUAUUACCAUAUCAAAAUAUGUAUGUUUUGACACGAUAUUAUGGUGCUAACGAUAUUAAAGUGUCAUGCGGUUUUGUCCAUAGUAUUCAUAGUGCCUUGUACAGCUUGAAGUGAGGUAUUUGCUUGGAAUCACAUGACACUGUCAGAACAGGUACCUCCGUAAACACAUUUAUACAACUGAAUUUUCACAACGUUGUGUCGUUAGCAGCACACAGCAUAAGUCAUACGUAUGUACGGGGGCCAAGUAAAAGCAAAAUCUCAGAAGUCUGAAUAUUGCCUUACAAUAAGUAAGACUGCCAGCAGCCAGCUACUUGUUUGCUACUCAAGUCUGCCUUCCAACUCAUGUCAUCCACCUUGUAUAGAUUAAAAAGUGUAGCCUAGGCUAGACUAGGGUUUUGAUGGAUAAUCUUUUUAUGAAUAACUUCUUGAUCAGCAUUGUCUUUUUAUACAAUAAACGUUGCAUCCAACCGUUGAA